AGGCUCAACGUCCACCUCAUCUGCCACAGCCACGACGACGUGGGAUGGCUCAAGACUGUCGACCAGUACUAUUACGGCGCGAACAACUCCAUCCAGCACGCAGGGGUUCAGUACAUCCUCGAUACCGUGCUGGAUGAGAUCAUGCUCAAUGCGGACAGAAAGUUCACGUACGUGGAACAAGCCUUCUUCCAACGUUGGUGGACUGAGCAAAGCGACGAAAAACGAGAGAUCGUGAAGGGGUUGGUGGACAAGGGGCAACUCGAGUUCAUCAAUGGCGGCUGGUCGAUGCACGACGAGGCAUGCACACACUUUGUUAGCAUGAUCGAAAACACGGCCUUCGGGCACAGGUUCCUGAAAGAUCAGUUUGACUACAAGCCGAGCAUAGGCUGGCAGAUCGACCCCUUCGGACACUCGGCUACCCAAGCGUCGCUGCUGUCGGCAGAGAUGGGAUUCGACGCGCUCUACUUUGCGCGCAUUGACUGGCAGGAGGCGAAGCGGCGGACGGAGCGACGCGAGAUGGAGAUGAUCUGGCAGGCCUCGCCGAGCUGGGGAGCUGACGCCCAAGUCUUCACCGGAGCGUUUCUAGACGGAGGGUAUGGGCCUCCGCCAGGGUUCUGCUUCGACCAGAACCAGUGCAAUGGCGGAUUUCCCGUGAUGGAUGACGAGUGCAUGGAGGAUGAGAACGUGAAGUUCUACGUCGACAAGUUUGUUGAGACUGCUCUGCGCUAUGCUAACAACACUCGGUCGGCAGGAACACCUACACAGAACAUCAUGUUCUUGAUGGGAAGCGAUUUCCAAUAUGAGAAUGCAGACGGAUGGUACAAGAAUCUGGAUAAGAUCAUCCACCAUGUCAACAAAGACGGUCGAGUCAACGUGUUCUACUCCACGCCCGCGACCUACACGGCAGCGAAGCAUCGGGAGAACCUGACGUGGCCGGUGAAGCGAGACGACUUCAUGCCCCUCGCUAACGACGACAACUCCUACUGGACGGGCUUUUUCACGAGCCGACCAACCUUGAAGCGGUAUGAGAGGAAGAUGGCUGGCUACUUGCAAGCUGUGCGUCAAAUCCAGCUGCUCGCCGACCUGCCUGUCAACAAGCAUGUGCACGUCGAUCCUCUUGCAGCAGCCGUCUCUCUCACGCAGCAUCACGACGCCGUCUCCGGCACUGAGAUGCAGCACGUGGCAUACGACUAUGCCACUCGAAUGGCCGCUGGAUGUCUGGUGGCAGACUUGGCGGCUGAGGAGGGGAUGGCAACUAUGCUGGGGCUGCCUAAGGACAAGUCUCUAACGGUCUGCCAUCUACUCAACGAGACUGUCUGCCAGCCUUCCUCCUCGGCCUCCGGGGCAGGAGAUUCCUUCGUGGUUGUCCUAUAUAACCCGCUCUCAGCUGAGCGUCAGCUUCAGGUCCGGGUCCCUGUGGACUCAUCGGCUCUAGAGGUGUCAGCGAUUGAGACGGGUGAAGUCAUUGCGUCAGAUGUUCUUCCUCCUACUCCUCUCGCUAGUUCGCUACAGGAGCUGCAACAUGCCGAUAUCGCCUCGUCUCUCGUCCUCUCCUUCCCUGCUCUCCUCCCACCCCUGUGCUUCCGGGCCUUUCUGAUCCAGCCGAAUCAGUCUCGGAAGAAGCAGGAGGCACCAAGACGCUUCGAGAAGGCGGUCUGGACGGAGGAAGCGGAGGAGCAGCUGGUGGUAGAGAACAAAUUUGUCAAGGUCACUUUCAACAUGACCUCCGGCCUCUUGUCCUCGUUCCUCAACAAGGAGCAGCAAGUGAGCAUCGAGCUCUCGCAGAACUUCUUCUGGUAUGAGUCGGCUCAAGGCGAGAACGUGCAGCGCUCUGGAGCAUACAUCUUCCGGCCCAACCACACCGCAGCCGACGGGCAGGACGCGCGAUGUGUGAGCAGAGACUGCAGGGCGACGAUCAAGGUGAAGGAAGGAAAGGGCUCUGUGGAGGUGCACCAGACCUUCAGCGAGUGGGCGAUCCAGACCGUCCGCCUCUUCUCCUUCUCCAAGGAGGUGGAAGUUGAAUGGACUGUGGGGCCGAUUCCUGUGGAGGACCUGCAAGGCAAGGAGGUGAUAUCUCGGUUUCAGACCAACAUCUCGUCCUCGUCCUCCUUCCUCACUGACUCCAACGGGCGAGACAUCUUGGAGAGGAGGAGGUGCUCUACUUCCCUCUACGCCCAGGACUCCCAAUGUCGCCCGUCUGUCCCCAGCUACAACGUCACGCAACCUGUGGCGGGGAAUUUCUUUCCAGUCAACACGAUGAUUGCAAUCCAAGACCCCUGGGCCUCGCUAGCUGUCUUGGUGGACCGGGCCCAAGGAGGAACAAGUCUGGUAGACGGGCAGCUAGAGUUGAUGGUCCAUCGUCGACUGCUCUUCGAUGACAAUCGAGGAGUUCAGGAGCCCCUGAAUGAAACCCAGCCGUACAGGAUCGGCAAGGGGCUGGUCGUGCGAGGGAAGCAUGUGCUCGCUGUCGCCUCGCCUGAGACGGCAGCAGAGGGGUACCGACGAGUUCAAGAUGAGAUCUACUUGGAGCCUGUGCUCUUCGCGUCUUCCCGCAAGGCCCACCAGCUCGCCUCUGCCAUCCGACAGGGCUCAAGGAUGUGCAACAGCUCCUCCGGCAGUCUUCACUCCCUUCCCCCCAACAUCGCCAUCCUCACCAUCGAGAAGCAGCCACUCAACACGCACGGGGAGUAUACAGUCCUCCUCCGAGUUGCGCACAAGUUUGGUAUUGGCGAGCAUGGAACUCUUUCACAACCAGCGACUGUGUCGUUGGCGAGAUUGUUCAAGGUAAGGAAAAAGAAGGAG
Molecule: messenger RNA, 2802 nt
Organism: Guillardia theta CCMP2712
Lineage: Eukaryota; Cryptophyceae; Pyrenomonadales; Geminigeraceae
Exons: 6
Biological process (GO): mannose metabolic process
Molecular function (GO): alpha-mannosidase activity; carbohydrate binding
Source: RefSeq, a predicted model, not a curated record